GCGAACACAGAGUUACGCAAGCGCAGCUUGUGAUUAUAAAAUUUAUAAUUGAUGUAGCCUGUUGGUAGUGCUUACUGCUUACCGCGGUUGUGGAUCUUAUCCGAUGGGUCAAUUUUACCAACCACUAACCAUCGAUUAUGAAUAAUAUUUUUUUCUCGACCAUCGUCGACCGACGUUUUCGCGUUUGUAUUAUUAUUUUAUUAGCAAUUUUCGACGACUGACUGACAUAUUAUUAUUGUUUUUUUUCGUCGUUGUUGGUUCGUUUCAAUCCGUUUCUCGGCGACAAAUUUAUACAUGUAUAUUACGCGCGUAUACAUGUAUACGUCACGCGAGCGUUGCCGUUACUUUACGCCGAGUUUUGACCGACACCGAGUGAAGUGCUGCCGCCGCUGUUGACCAGCGACGACAACGACGAUGCGUUAUAGAUGAAGCUCGUUUCACUCGCAGACGACCGCCGCCGAAAAAACCUUUUACUUUUCGACCCUCGCAAACGCGGUCAAACGACAGCUACAGAUUGGAGCCAUCGAAAGUAUGCACUGCUGCUAUUGCUCCUGCUGCUGCUCCUGCUGCACAAUACCAUAAUACUGACCGACUGAGCAACCGCCCACAGUGAUGACUGAAUGGAAAUCCAGAUCGUUACCUAGCAAUUUCGAAAUACUUUCCCUGUCAAAUGUGCCAGUCGGUCCUUCUUGCUUACGUUCAAACUCCAAGAAAACGUACAUUAGCCGCAAUGUAUCUUUUCCGGACGAUGAAAGUCAAAUUGUCACUGGCGUUCUUGAAACUUUGCAUCCUUGGGAAUCCAUGGAAAACGUAACUGUAGAGUUACUCACAGCCAAAUAUAAACAAUCAUGUGAGAGACACAAUACUAAUCCAUUAUACUCGGUCCUCAAUCAAAUAAAAUCUAUAAAUACAAAUUUGGAGAGGAAUGAAUGUCUUGAUCUAAAAGGUGUUUUACUGACUAACGUUGACUGGGAAAGUCUAGAAGAAAUUUUUAAAAGAGUUCAGUUUAAGACUAUAAACGUUGAAGCAACUGGAUUAAACGAUGACACGGCAAUUGCAUUGUUUGAUAUGUUAGACUUUUAUGAAUCUGCCAUUUGUUUAAACAUAUCUUCUAACAAUGAUAUUGGCACUAGAGGAUGGCAAGCAUGUGCUCGUACGUUAAAAAAGUCAAAAUGUUUAGAAGAAUUAGAAGCAAGGAACACAAUACUUAAUGAAUCAAAUAUGACUUCUUUGGGUCGUUCAUUAAAAUUUGGUUCACAAUUAUGUGUCUUAAAACUUGAAAAUUGCAAUCUUGCAGACCGGCCAUUAACAUCAUUAGUUUCUUUAAUAAAAUUAAAUAACACACUUAAAGAACUUUACUUGGGUGAAAACUAUUUGAAUGAAAAUGAUGCAAAACAACUUUCAAUUUUACUUAAAUGUAAUACCACAUUGCAGUUGUUGGAUUUAAGCAAUAAUAACAUUCAAAAUAAAGGGUUUAAAUUACUUUGUGAAAGCAUUGUAAAUCAAAAUUCACCUUUGACAAUUUUAAUAGUCUGGAAUAAUAACUUGAAUCAUGAGUGUUCAGAAUGUUUAUCAAACUUAAUGGGUUCAGAAACUAAAUUAGAAAUGCUCAAUGUUGGGUUUAAUUGUUUACUCGACACCACGGCUAGUGCUAUUCAAAUACCAUUGAAGAACAACAAAAAUUUGAUACGCUUAGGAUUGCAAAGCACCCAAAUAACUUGUAAAGGAGUUAAAUAUUUAGCAGAAGCUCUAGAAGCCAAUACUUCUUUACAAAGAUUAGAUUUACGUGAUAAUAAUAUUGAAGUUGAAGGGCUGAGAAAUUUGAAAGAGUCCAUUUCAAAAAAUUUUAGAAUUACACGCCUAGAUUUAGAUCCUCUGCCACGUAACAAAUAUGCAGCUGAUACAACUAAAGAGUAUACAAAUCUAACGGAACAGAUCAAACAAAUGUGUGAAGAAAAUGAAAAAAAACAUAGUACUAAACAAAUUGACGACAAUCUACUUGACCAGAUUACAGAUGAGUCUAAUAUAACAAGAGCUAUCAAAAUACCAAAUGUAGAUUCUAGAAAGAUAUCUCUUACAUGUGAAUCAUUAAUGAUGCAGUAUACUUCACUUAAAAAUCCCAAUUAUCUUGGUUCAGACGAUUACUUGCCUAUGUUGCGAGGAAGUAGCGGUAGAUUAAGAAGUCCUGCUCCGAGUCCUAUACACAGCCCAGUCGCUAGUAGUCCAAUGUGCAGUCCUUCAAUAGCAUCCACACGUAAUCGUUUCCAUGUUUCAAAAGUAUCCGAACAAAAACAAAAAGAAUGUCGAUUUAAGGUGAUCAAAUUGAACAAUUUGAAUGAUAAAGCACCAACGGCUAGUAACGAGUCAUUAUCUGAUGAUUCUUUUGGCCCUACCAAUUUGGAACUCACAGUUGAUAGUUUGGAUUUGUGCAAACAUAAAAAUGAUACCAAAAAAGAAGAUCAAAGAACUAGGAAAGUGUCCUGGGUUAUGGGCUCUCGACCUUUGUUGACUUCAUUGCAAAACAUCACCACGAGUUUGGAUCAAGCCACCUCGUCUGGAGUUGACAAGCUUCUCAGUUUAUUUAGUCCUUUUUCUAGCGCAGACAAAUCAUCGGCUUCUAUCGACACGGUUGAAUCUAAUGAUUCUGUUUUUGAAUCGGACACUGAAUCAAAGAAACCAGUUACACUGGAUCAAGCAACUUGGCCACCAGUAUUUGGAAGCUUGAAAAAAACCACGUCCAUCUGCAGGCCAUUAUCAGAUAAAGGUAGACGUAGUCUAAGCGAUUUGCGUACUUUUUAAAUUUGAAGUUAAAGAGGUAGUGACCAUACUUAAACAAUAAUUCAAUUGGAUCAAAUGCGUUUAAGUUGUUUAUUGAUAAUGUAAGGUCUCUCCCUCAACGCAAAUCUCGUUUACAGUAGUAUCUUUUACAAACUACAUUGUGAUUCACAAGCACAUGAGUACAAAUUUUGUUUUUAUCAUUGUUGAACAAUUUAUAAAUAUUUAUGGAAUCGUUUUUAGUUGUUAGUGCUAUAUGUUUAGUUUAAACACACCCUCUAAUCAAACAUACAACUACUGUAACGAGAAUUCACGCAACGAUUAAUUACAUUAUCUGAUGUACAAACAACUACGGACUUGAAACCAUGAACGAUAUGUUUUAAGAAUAAUAUUAUUUUCUGAUAAUGUAAACAUUACUUAAAAUUAUAUCGUAAGAAUUUGUACAUUUUAAUUUAAAAUUUCGCAUUCUAAAUAUAUUGAACUCAAAUAUAAUAUUAUGCUGGUGGAUGCAAUUUCUCUGUAACAAAUAUUACUAAGUUUGGUUUUUAUGAAUUGGUUUCUUGUCCAGUGAUGUUUUAAAUUUAUGAACUGGUCUCAGUAUGAUUAAAAUUUAAUUUUAGGUACUUAUAAUGUGUAUAAUGACAUUGAUAUAAUAUUAAAAGUUACCAACCAGUGUUUUAAACAAAUGGAACAAAAA
Molecule: messenger RNA, 3472 nt
Organism: Acyrthosiphon pisum (pea aphid)
Lineage: Eukaryota; Metazoa; Arthropoda; Insecta; Hemiptera; Aphididae
Product: protein phosphatase 1 regulatory subunit 37
Exons: 9
Coding region: 613-2799 (728 amino acids)
Molecular function (GO): protein binding
Source: RefSeq, a predicted model, not a curated record